CGUCAUGCAGGUGGCGGCGGGCGGGGGGCGCGGCCUGGGAGUGUCACGCCCCCGGCUGCCAGGGCCCGCCCCCGCGUGCGCCGCUUCUGAGUGGCGGGGUUGCGUGGCCCGGAGACCUGAGCUCGCCGCCACCAUUCGGCCAGUGUGCGCCAGCCAGCCACCACCGAUAAUCGCGCGUGUGUGUGCGAGUCGGCCGGUCGUGACGUCACUAUUACGGAGCUAGUUCUUCCCGCGGACUCCCGUCCCACUCACAGUCGUCCUGCGGCCGCGUGACGCAACCCAUCCUCAUUGGCUGCUUCUGCCUCUCCGGGCCGUCCUUCAUAUGUUUACACAUAGCGACUGCUAUGAGCAAAUUUAAUCCAGCACAUGGUGUGGUAGCGCGGGUAAAAUUUACAAUUUGAAAAUCGGUUGGUGUGUUGGUGGUGAUCACGGUGUGUUACUGGAACUUCAGUUGGUUCUUGGUGUUGGUGGAGUGAGUGUGUCAGUGGGUGCGUGUAGUGUGUUACCUUCAUAACCACAACCAUGAACUCCUACUUCGAACAGGGCGGGUUUUACGGCGGCGGCUCCGGCGGGGACCAGGCUUACCGCUUCCCCUUGGGCCUCAGCGUGAGCCCGUAUGGGCAGCCAGGACCUCGUCAGGAUGGCUACGACACCACGGCCGCCUCCUGCAAGCUGUACGCGCCCCCUCAGGAGCACAUGACGCCUAACCCCUUCAAGGUGGACUGCGUCAAGGAUCAGAAUGGGUAUGGAGCCACCAAGGACAUGUCCGGGGGCUGGGGGCCCGCGGUGCGCCCCGCCUGCACCCCAGACCCGGUGGCAGCUCGCGGCUACCCUCCGGACCCCAGCACGUCCCCCCGGGACCGGGCAGCACACGUGGGCGGGUGGAACACGUGCGGGAUGACGCCCGUGUCCCAGCCCCACCAGCAAUCCCAGCAGCCGCCGCAGCAGACCAACAACCAGAUGAACCAGGCGCCCUCCAACACCACCUUCUACCCCUGGAUGGCCAUUGCAGGUACGUACCAAGCUUCCGACAGUACUGUGGUGUGGGCGUGGUGGAGGGCCGUGGCACCUGUGCCGCCCACCGCAAGCAAGGUGUCUGACGGUGCAGCCGCCGUGCCACCGCCCGGCGCCCCGGCGGGCCAGUGCGGCACUCGUGGCCUCCCUGCUGGCCGCGCCGCCCGGGUCGCGCCAGGCCUCCACGCAAAGCCUGUUUCCCCAAAGAUUAAAAUCCAUCAAAAUUCUUCUCGGUAA
Messenger RNA from Penaeus monodon (black tiger shrimp), 1251 nucleotides. RefSeq names its product homeotic protein ultrabithorax-like. NCBI's taxonomy places the organism in Eukaryota, Metazoa, Arthropoda, Malacostraca, Decapoda, Penaeidae. The record is from RefSeq and is a predicted model, not a curated record. The transcript has a single exon. Bases 523 to 1251 code for a protein of 242 amino acids.